Messenger RNA from Emys orbicularis (European pond turtle), 3297 nucleotides. It is a transcript of the gene SRL, whose product is annotated as sarcalumenin. The transcript is spliced from 11 exons. Gene Ontology annotation, molecular function: GTP binding. Bases 1 to 3297 code for a protein of 1098 amino acids. The record is from RefSeq and is a predicted model, not a curated record. NCBI's taxonomy places the organism in Eukaryota, Metazoa, Chordata, Testudines, Emydidae.
AUGGAAAACGCAGAAUUGCAAGUUUCUGCCUCGGGGGGCACUGAAGAUGUUGCCAACUUUGUUGAGAAUCACUUAUCAGCUGGAGACCGGAGCCUAGAGGGGAACAAAGGGGUACUUUGCCCAGACUCUGUACCUCCUGAGAAGACUGUUCUCCUCCAGCCUGCAGACAGCAAUGAGGCAGCAGCCCAGGAAAGGAGCGGAAUGCCACAUGACUGUGGUUCCAAGACAGGUGCUGAUAUAAAUAUCGCUGUUGAUGGCUCGAACAAUGAGAGCCAAGAGGAGGACAAUGACGUGAACGUUGCUAAUGCUUCUUCGUCGGUUUCAGAAUGUGACACUGCCACAGGCAGCAAUGCUGAUGGAGGUGAGAUUGUGGCGAGAGAGCCAGAGCCAGCAGAAGGGACUCCUCUCCCAGGGGAAGACACGGAAGAGCUGCUGGCCAAAGAACAGCCCGGAGGCAGCAGGAGCGAAGCUGCAAAGGAGAGCAAGGAGGAGGGGGAGCUCCAUGCGGCAGGGGUGGAGAUCAGUCUGGAAGAGGCUGGGAGUGAAGAGGACAGGCAAAACUCUCCUCCCGCCACAGCAGGGAGUUUUGAAGAGAGCACCCGACUGCCUGCAGAGGAGAGGCAGGUUUCCCAGCGUGGUACAAAGGCUCUGGCUAGAGAGGAGGUAGCAGCAGCAGAGCACCACUCAGGGCCUGAUGAUGGCAAAGAUGCUGCUGAAAAGGAAAGUGAAGUCAGCGAGGCCUCCCAGAGGAGCACGCCGCCCUCGCCGGCCAGCGGGGAAUCGCCCCCUCAGGGAGAUGCACAUAGCGCUGAACCUGCUCUAGCAGAGCCAGGAACUCUUGAGGAAGAGGGGACACAGCCGGAAGAAGGCUCUAAAGAAGACAAGAGCCGUAUUCCACAUGCCAGCCAAGGUGCCGAAUCUCACGUGCAAGGUAGGAAUCAUGCAAACAAGCAAGACAAAGAAGUCUCUAGCUCAGAGACCAGUCAUGUCUCUGGGGACCCUCUCGGGGGCAAUGGACUAGCUGUAAAAGAGAAGGAACCUGAUUCAGGCAACAGAACUGGUGACAGUCCUGAGGGGGAGACCGCCACUGAUGGCCAGCCAGCGGAAAGGGACCGAGAGGAACCAGGCACUGCCUCGGCUGAGGGAGUGGAAGAAAACCCUAACUUGGAAGCAGAAAAGUCUGAAGAAAGUUCAGAGGAAGAGGAUGAUGACCAGGAAAAGUCUGAGGAAGAGGGUGAUGACUCAGCAGAGGAAGAGGGUGAUGACUCAGCAGAGGAAGAGAAAGAGGGGGCUGGCCUGGCAAAGGAAGAGGGUGGUGAUCCGGCAGAGGAAGAGGGGGCUGGCCUGGCAGAGGGGGAAGAGGGUAGUGAUCCGGCAGAGGAACAGGGGGCUGGCCUGGCAGAGGAAGAGCGUGGUGAUCCAGCAGAGGAAGAGGGGGCUGGCCCGGCAGAGGAAGAGGGUGGUGAUCCGGCAGAGGAAGAGGGGGCUGGCCUGGCAGAGGAAGAGGGUAGUGAUCCGGCAGAGGAAGAGGGGGCUGGCCUGGCAAAGGAAGAGGGUGGUGAUCCAGCAGAGGCAGAGGAAGAGGGGGCUGGCCUGGCAGAGGAAGAGGAGGAAGAGGCUGAAGAAGUCAUUGCCCCAGAUGUCCAAGAGGCUGCUAGUGACAUGGAAGACCAUGGCCAUGUCAAAGAGGAAGAGAUCAGUGAAGUGGAAGCUGAGUCUGAUUCUGCAGGCCAGGAGAAUGCACCCCGCAGAGACAUGGAGCAGGACAAAGAUCACUCUCACAAUAGUAACCCAGCUGUAGCAGGAAGCCUUUCUGUGGAUGCGCAGUUAGUGGCAGAAACAGACAGCCCACCUGGCAACAACCGUCCUCCUGCUGGUGCUGUGCCUGACCCCAGACAAAUAGAAGAGACAGAAGAUGUUGGGGAGACUGCCAAGAGGGACCGUUCCCAUAUAGAGAGCACCCUUAAACUGAGUGAGGCUAAACCUGCAGACGACUACUCAGCAACACUGCAGCGGUUGAGGAAGAUCUACCACUCCUCCAUCAAACCCCUGGAGCAGUCCUACAGAUACAACGAGCUCAGGCAGCAUGAGAUCACAGCUUACCACGGACGUACCCUGGGCUCCUCAGCCACAGACGGGGAGAUUACGUCCAAGCCAAUGGUGCUGUUUUUGGGACCAUGGAGCGUUGGCAAAUCCACCAUGAUAAACUACCUCCUAGGGCUGGACGACACGCCCUACCAGCUGUACACAGGGGCCGAACCCACCACCUCUGAGUUCACGGUCAUCAUGCACGGCCCAAAGCUGAAGACCAUCGAGGGCAUCGUGAUGGCUGCUGACAGCGCACGCUCCUUUUCGCCCCUCGAAAAGUUUGGGCAGAACUUCCUGGAGAAGCUGAUCGGGAUAGAGGUGCCUCAUAAGCUUUUAGAGCGGGUCACCUUUGUAGACACACCGGGCAUCAUUGAAAACCGCAAGCAACAGGAACGAGGUUACCCAUUCAAUGACGUGUGCCAGUGGUUCAUCGACAGAGCCGACCUCAUCUUUGUCGUCUUUGACCCUACAAAGCUGGAUGUGGGGCUGGAGCUGGAGAUGCUGUUUCGCCAGCUGAAGGGCCGGGAGUCUCAGAUAAGAAUAAUCUUGAACAAAGCGGACAGUCUCGCCACCCAGGAGCUUAUGAGAGUCUAUGGCGCCUUGUUCUGGAGCUUGGCUCCUCUGAUCAAUGUCACUGAACCUCCCAGGGUCUAUGUCAGUUCCUUCUGGCCCCCAGAAUAUCACCCUGAAACCCACAAGGAUCUGUUCCUUAAAGAAGAGAUCUCACUCCUGGAAGACCUUAACCAGGUGAUUGAAAACAGGCUGGAGAAUAAGAUUGCCUUCAUCCGCCAACAUGCCAUCCGGGUUCGCAUCCACGCUCUCCUGGUCGACCGCUAUCUGCAAACCUACAAGGACAAAAUGACCUUCUUCAGUGACGGGGAGCUGGUAUUCAAGGACAUUGUGGAAGACCCUGACAAGUUCUACAUCUUCAAGUCUAUCCUGGCAAAGACCAAUGUCAGCAAGUUUGAUCUCCCCAACCGCGAGGCUUAUAAGGACUUCUUCGGCAUCAAUCCCAUCAGCAGCUUCAAGCUGCUAGCUCAGCAGUGCUCCUACAUGGGAGGAUGUUACCUGGAGAAGAUCGAAAGGGCCAUUACUCAUGAGCUUCCUGAUCUCUUGGGGAGUAUUGGCUUGGGGAAGAAGCCCAGUGUUCUCUCCUGUGACACAACUGGCUGUGGUGAAACCCCAAGAAACCGCUAUAGGAAACCAUAA